AUGUAUUAUUUUGAGGCUUCAGGAUAUAUUUUCACAAACCCUUUAUCGACUUAUUUAUUGAAGCGACUCUUCGGCCUUUAGGACAGCCAGUCUUGGAUAGACGAAUCGGUACUGGAAUACGUGAAAACAUGCACCAGGAUGAACUCUAUCAGGAUUUCCCCUUCGCUAUCCGGUGUGAAAGCAGUGACACAGUGGUAUUCGUCCCCUUUCCACGAGGCGCACGCUAUGGGGAUGUGCGGAAGACCCUGGCUGGGCUUCUAGAACGGCCCUUUCUCACAACUAGUAUCGCUCCAUACCCGGCAGAUGGCCCACGGAGUAUUGCUCCAGGCACUGUGCUGACUCCUUUUGUUGACAGUGAUGUGAUAGUGGUAGAUGACGGACCCAUUUUGCGUGCCCACAUUCUAACCCCAAAUGGCUCCGGUGAAUGGGUAACAGAGUAGCAUGCCUGUGUGCGAGAGGAGCUUAAAGAGCUGCUACAAUAUAGCUCGUUCAGCCUGCGCAGACAUUUCCUGCGAGCAUUUCUUCAUGUCCGUGGCUUUGUUUGAAAAUAACAGAAAAA
This is a messenger RNA of Phytomonas sp. EM1, 559 nucleotides long. Lineage: Eukaryota; Euglenozoa; Kinetoplastea; Trypanosomatida; Trypanosomatidae. The record is from the annotation of a GenBank genome assembly.